AUGAAUUUGUUGGAUGAUGAAGAUGACCAAAGCUUUCACGCUACGCGUGACGGCUACUCCCAUUUGAGCGAUGUCGAAUGGGAUGCGGUUGAACGAAUGGGUUCAACCAUGGGCAUCCAUGCUGUUAGCGUCAUGCUAGAGGCUCUCAAUAGAGAUGCCCAACAUGCUACUAUCGCCAAGUUCAUUCAAAAUGAACUUGACGCCGAACGCGAGAAAGUAGCCUUGCUUCACCAACAAGGUUCUCAACAAGCAGAGUUGUUGAGAGAACAGGGUGCUCAACAGUUUGAACUGUUGAGACAGCAGCAGGCUGCUGCUGGUGGGUCGAUGCACUCGCGUCGACCCGAAACCUUGAAGAUUGACAUCUCCAAGGCGCGUCGCAUCGACGACGGGGAUAUGCAAGUUGCAUUUGCCCAGUCAAAUCUGGCAGGACGUGCCAAGACUUGGGCACUGGGGCUCAAGUUGCACGACCCAUAUGCGUUUGGGUCGUUGGAAGUCUUCAAGUCGCGGCUCAGAAAAACGUUUGAACCGCCUAGAGCUGAGUUCAGAGCUUUAACCGAACUCUUGAAGCUCAAGCAGGGUAAGCGUGAUGUGCACACUUACGCGCAACAUAUACGACAUCUCACAAAUUGUAUAAGUUCCAAUCCGGUGGAUGAACACACGUUGGUUUCGGUGUUCAUGCAGGGUCUUGCGGAUGGUCCCGUCAAGACUCACCUGUUCCGGCUUGAACUAGAUUCACUAGAACAAUCCAUUUCCAUUGCGGAGCAGGAAGACUUCAGUCUGAGACAGGCUCGCGCCAGCUCGACAUCAUAUCGUCAACCGAGACGAUAUGACAGCGGAGGUCCAGAGCCGAUGGAACUCUGUUAUGUAGAGAGCGAGAAGGCUCGCUCUACAGGCUACAAGAAGUUGCAGAGAUGCAACAGAUGUCAAAAGACAGGACACUACGCUUACGAGUGUAGUGCCCCUCGUCCAGUGUCUCGCGAUACUGGGCGUAGUGACCGUCCACCCAUGAGAAAGGGGCAGGGACGAGGGUCCGCAGUUGGUGCAAAGACGCAACAGCGGGAUGGACCGCCAAAAAACGGACAGGAUCAGUAG
Messenger RNA from Peronospora matthiolae, 1092 nucleotides. Lineage: Eukaryota; Oomycota; Peronosporomycetes; Peronosporales; Peronosporaceae. The record is from the annotation of a GenBank genome assembly.